Messenger RNA from Ambispora leptoticha, 4701 nucleotides. NCBI's taxonomy places the organism in Eukaryota, Fungi, Glomeromycota, Glomeromycetes, Archaeosporales, Ambisporaceae. The record is from the annotation of a GenBank genome assembly.
AUGAAAUUCUUUCGUGCAGAAACUGGAAAACGACUUGCUGUUCGCAAGUCUAUAGAUGGAUUCGACGCUCUAAAAACGGAACUAGAAACAAUUUCCGGUGUUCCAAUAGCGUCGCAAAUAUUAAUGACAGAUUUUGGAAUGGAAUUUGCACCAGAUAUGAUGGCAGAAGCUACACAGGCAGAGGGAAAGGAUGAAUACAUAAUAUUUUUAUUUAACAGGGAGCUUCUGGAUGCCAGCAUAAAAAACUUUGAUUUUCUUAGCGAGAAUCCUGUAUUGGAAACACCCAUAAUUGCAUCAGCUGCAGCUCGUAAGAAUUCUAUAAAAUCACGUAGGAGCCGGGAAAAUGUUAACCCGACAGAAGAAUGCGGUGAAUACAUUAAAUUGUUUCAGGCGCUUAAUGUACAAGGACAGUCAUACGUACGAUCUGCAGGAACACAUGCUGAGAUAUGUGAACGACUUUAUCAAGAACAAAGAAGGCAAUUGAUGGCACUCGGUGUCGCUCUGAAGAAUCUUGAUUCCCACAACCGUUCAAUAGCUGAGGUUCAUCGCGAAUUUUAUACAAAUGCUGAUAAAGAAAUUUCUAAAAUCAAUCGAAUAAUCAAUAGUGUUCCCGAAAAUUUUGAAUUAAUGCGGCGGAUAACGAUACAUCCAGAAUUACUGAACUACAUGGAAAGAGAUUCUGCCAAUACAAAAUUUUCACAACAAAUACCUUAUGCUUUAAUAAAUUUUGUUGAUGUGGAUGAAUUAUCAGCGUUAGCAAAGAAAGGACACGAGGUUUUUGAGCAUCUUUCAAAACAAAUUGUUGAUCUGAAUCAAAACGUUCGAUUGGUGCAAGAGGGAACCGAAAAGUUGCAAAAUAAAACGUUUGAUGGACAUUUUCCGUCAAUGGAAACCACUUUGCAAAAAGUUCGCGAGCUAUUUGAUUCGAUAAAGAAAUUCAGUGAUUUGCUGGAACGAGAUUUGGAGCGUGUGAAAGCCAAAGCGGCAAAUCUUUUAAAUAAUAGUAGUAGCGGCAGCCUAUCAUCGACAGUUAUAAAAACUGUCGAGUCAUUCGAGCAGCUCGCGUAUAUUCAUGCAAAUGAGUACAUACCAGAAAUGGAAAAAAAAGAUCAAAACAUUCGCGAGCACGUGAAGAAAUUUACUUGGUGGAAGAAUACCUUCACCGUAACAUUAAUAUCCAAUCUCCAAGAAAUAUCAAAACUUGAGUCUUCUUUGGCUCAAAUACCAGCUAUGCUGACCGAACUGGAUACGCAAGUACGUGAUCGUGGACAAGAUUAUAAGCGUUUACUGGAUGUAUAUCAGAUACCGCUCGCUUACGGAAUGACAAUAGUAGAAAUUGUGAGAAGAAGAGAAUAUACUAGAUUACUCCUUGAAAAGUCGCAUGUCGUCGCAGAAGUAAUGGCUCAUUUCCGCGACAAAGAACAAAAGAGGCGCGAUGCUUAUCGACUUGAACUUAAGAAACAUAUACCAUUCAAUCUACCAGGUUGGCAUAUUCCACUAGAUGAUAAUCCACCAUCAUGCGAGAUUUCAAUGCCAAAUAUUCGAGAUGAUCGGCUCCCGAAAGUUUCUCGAGAUGAUAUUCAAGCACUUUUGGAUCUUAUUUCACAAAUUUCUCCAUCACACACAAGUCAACGGCCCAUAAGUCAAUCGACUAAAUCCGUUCGGCAAUCGCAGGCACCCGAUGAUCCAUCGUUAGAAUUGAAAAACAGGCUGAUCAAAUCUUUUGGACAACUGGAAGGGAUGAAUGCCGAAUUUCAGCGGAUUGUCGAGAAACAAUUCUUUAACGACAAAAAAGAUGGCUUUACCUCUAUCAUUAGUUCUCGAACACCUUAUAUUUCUUUAUCACCAGCUGAACAAUUAUCGUUAGUUGGACGACGCGAAAAGCGUGUCACCCGACAAACUGUGUCCGAAAACGAUACCUCGUCUAACAAUAACAACUUAAACAUGGAUCUGCUGCUCCUGGAAAAAAUGAGAGAGCUCGAAGGAGCCGAAGAAAAGUUAAAGGCAUACGAAUCACGUAUAAAAAGCCUUGAAAAUACACUACAAACAAAUUUCAAGGCAUCAAAAUCCGCGACGCUUCCCAACUCAGAUCCGUCUCUAGAAAAAGCGCUUGCAACUGCACAAGAAGAACUAAGCAAUCUAAAAUCUACGCAUGCGGAUAUUCUAAAAGAAAAAGAUGUUUUGGAAAGAAAGACAAAAGAUAUCGAAAUGCAUUUUCGAGAAAUGGAGACUCAACAUGGACAAUUGUUUAAAGAUAAAGGUGAAUUAGAAACGAGAUACAACGACAGUGUUAAAGAAAAAGAUGAAUUAGAAACGAGAUACAAAGACAGUGUUAAAGAAAAAGAGAUACUCCAAAGUCGCAUUUCCGAUCUAGAAAAGAACCAACAGGAAAUGACUGAUCUAGUAGAAGAACUGAAAAAAGACAACGAAAUGUUAUCCAAAAAAGCUAUUGAGAUGGAACAACGAUCACAAAAUUUGGAAGCUUCACUUACUGAGGUCUGCAAAGAUAAACAGGACUAUGAGAAUAUGUAUUUUGACACGUUAAGAGAGAAAGAAGCUAUCGAAAAACAAAAAGAACUACUUGAAAAGCAAUGUCACGAUAUUUAUAAGGAAAACAAUAACAACCAGAAAACUUUCCAGGAUUUCGAAACAUACAUUGAAGAGCUUGAGUUUAAAUCUUCUUCGGAAAUCGCUUCCCUUAAAGAAGAACAUGAGAAAUAUAAAGAAGAAGCGAAACAGACCGAAGCGAGUUUACGUGAAAAAAUACAUAACUUGGAGGCGAACCUUGCCCAGGCAGAACAUAUACGCGUCUUGUACGAGGAAGCAGAUGCCGAAUCACGAAAGAUAAAUGAGAAUUUCGAAAUAAUUAAAAAUGGAUUGGAACAACAGCUAGCAGAUCUUCACAAUAACACACAGAUAAUGAAAGAAGGUUUUGAUCAGCAAUAUGAUAAGUUGCAUGAGGAACAUGAAACGGUCAAAAAAGAAUUGACGGACAAACUCAAAAAACUUGAAGAGCGUUACGAGAAACUGCUGUAUGAAAGUAAAGAAAUGCUGGCGCGAAAUCUUAAUGAAUAUGAAACACAUCGAGAUCAACUGUAUGCAGAAAUUGACUUGUUGAAACUCAAAGUAAAGACUGAAAGCGAAAUUGAAGCCCAGACAAGAGAGAAACUUAAGAUGAUCCAAGAAGAAUUGAUAAAAACACAAGAACGAGUUGGACAACUUGAAGACGAUUUGAUGAAUUCAGAGUUGCAGCGUGAACAACUCGAUAAAGUGUCGAGAUUGUUGAGAGCCGAAAACACAAAUUAUCAAGCAGCUCUUCAAAAAAACGAUCAGCUCGUCAAAGAGAUAACAGAAUCCAUACUACAGAAUCUGCCAACUGUAGUUUCAAAUAUCGGUAGUUCCUCUGAUUCUGAGCAGAUCAUGCCCUCGUCAAACAUCAAUCCAAUAAAAUUAAUACGAAAACUCGGGAUCGCUCUAAAUCAACUCAAUAGAGAAUUUCAGGAACAGCGGCAGUUAUUGGAGAAUACAUGUAAAAGUUACGAUGAACUAAAAACUGAUAUGGAAGAACGGACCUUCUAUUCACACUUGUUGAGUAGAGAAUUAUGGGAAUAUUACAGUCAUAUAAGAACUCUAAUGAGUGAUAUGCAAGUUGCUAUUCCGAUAAAUCUGAACAUAAAGCCGCCGUUCGAAAAGACUACCGAACUAAGCGAUGAUGAAAGAUCGAAAACGCCUGAACAGACCCUCUCCGAUUCGUAUCUUGCUGAAGACUUGAAUCAGUUCUUUAACGAUCCUAAUAACGAUAAUGAAAAACGAGAUCUAGAAAACGAGUGGCCAAAAGAUAAAUAUGAAUUGUUGAUCACGUUGGCCCAAAAGGUUGAUCUUGAAGAAGUACGAGACUUACUACGUCGAUCGCCAAAAGAGGCUGAAAGCUUGGCAAGAAAAUAUCAAAAGGGAUACAAGACUUAUAAAGAAAAACACAUAAAAGCAUUGGCAGAAGCGAGGGAUAAGAUUGCCUUCCGAAACUUCAAGGUCGGUGACUUGGCACUUUUCCUACCGACAAGAAACUCAACAGCUAAACCAUGGGCCGCUUUUAAUAUCAGUUUUCCGCAUUACUUCUUACGAACCAACGAUUCGAUUAACAGCCAAACGAAAGAACGAGAAUGGAUCGUAUCGAGAAUAACUGGGAUGGCCGAGCAUGUUGUGGAUAAAUCGGAUCCAACAUCCAAUCCAUUUGAUCUGCCAAAUGGAGUCAAAUUCUACUUGUUGGAUGUUGAAAAUUUGGAAAAUUUCCCUCAGCAAAUUGGCAGUCAUUAUCGUCGACGAACUGAUUCAAUGAAUAUCCGAGACAGUCAAAUCAUGUCGAUGAGUGCUAUAAAACCAAUGAGCAGCUCUAUAUCGAAUUUGGCGUCGUCUACGUCCUCUCUAAUUGAUGAUCAGUUCUCCACACGAAGUCUUGACUUCAGAUCAAAGAGCAGCUCUAAGAAAACAACAGACUGUUUGGCACAACAACAACCACUACGUACAUCUAACACAGAUAAUACUUUUACUAAUGUUGACAAUGAUGAUAUUAAUAAUACGCCACCAACUCCACCUAAACGGCGGUCAUUCACAUUCAUUGAUGCUUUGACUCGUUCGGUAUUAAGAUCAUCUCCACCAGCUGAUGAAGAAACAACGGAAAACUCAAAAUUCACCUUUCUAUGA